This is a messenger RNA of Pristis pectinata (smalltooth sawfish), 1901 nucleotides long. RefSeq names its product eukaryotic translation initiation factor 2, subunit 2 beta (gene eif2s2). The transcript is spliced from 9 exons. Gene Ontology annotation, molecular function: mRNA binding; translation initiation factor binding; translation initiation factor activity. Gene Ontology annotation, cellular component: eukaryotic translation initiation factor 2 complex. Bases 118 to 1116 code for a protein of 332 amino acids. NCBI's taxonomy places the organism in Eukaryota, Metazoa, Chordata, Chondrichthyes, Rhinopristiformes, Pristidae. Gene Ontology annotation, biological process: translational initiation; formation of cytoplasmic translation initiation complex; formation of translation preinitiation complex. The record is from RefSeq and is a predicted model, not a curated record.
GGUGCCGGCGAGGGCGGGCCCUGGCGUUGUCAGGUUCGGGUGCGGGCGGUACUCUCGUCCUUUGGCGGUGACAGGAAUCGGCCGGCGAGCGGGGGGAUUCUCACCGGAGGCGCCGUCAUGUCUGGAGACGAGAUGAUUUUUGAUCCCACUAUGACCAAGAAGAAGAAGAAAAAGAAGAAGCCUUUCAUGUUGGAAGAAGAUGGCGCAGAACAGCAAACAGAGGAAAUGCCGGCAACAGAAUCCAAGGAAGCCAUGAUAUCGGAGAAUCUGGAGGAGAAAGUUCCAGAGGCAGAUGAUGAAGACAGUAAGAAGAAAGAUGUAACAGAUGAUUUAGAUGACUUGGAUUUCUUCAAUCAAAAGAAGAAAAAGAAGAAACCUAAGAAAGCUUUUGAUAUUGAUGAUGGUGUAAAGGAUUUGAAGAUUGAAAAUGAGGUGCCUGAGCAGGGAGAAGGUGAUGAUGACGCUUUUGACAUAAGCAUGAUGAAAAAGAAGAAACCAAAACCUGUAACCUUCGAGGACGAGGAAAUAAAUGAAAGGACAGAUGGCACAAUGGAUGACGAUGAAAACAAAAGAGAUGAUGGUAUCACUUUCUCCUCUUCGAGUGGGCCAGCUUGGGCAGGAUCAGAACGAGACUACACUUACGAUGAGUUGUUGACCCGUGUAUUUAAUAUAAUGCGAGAAAAAAAUCCUGAUAUGGUGGCUGGGGAGAAGAGGAAGUUUGUUAUGAAACCACCUCAGGUGGUCAGAGUGGGAACCAAAAAGACAUCGUUUGUGAAUUUCACAGAUAUCUGCAAACUGUUACAUCGUCAACCUAAACAUCUUCUGGCAUUUUUAUUGGCUGAGUUGGGUACAAGUGGAUCCAUUGAUGGCAAUAACCAGCUUGUAAUCAAAGGAAGGUUUCAGCAAAAACAGAUAGAAAAUGUGUUGAGGAGAUACAUCAAGGAGUAUGUUACCUGUCAUACCUGCCGGUCGCCAGAAACCAUCUUGCAGAAGGACACACGUCUGUAUUUCUUGCAGUGCGAGACCUGUCAUUCACGCUGUUCUGUGGCCAGCAUCAAAACUGGCUUCCAGGCUGUCACUGGGAAGCGUGCACAGCUCCGUGCCAAAGCACAUUAGCCUAAACCCUAACCACUGGAGAGAAUGGGAACUGAGGAUUGAUGUAAUAGAACUGUUUUACCAAACAAGGGGUGGGUUUUAAGUACAUCAAAAAUUUAAGAAUUGCCCACAGCUCUGCGGAGGUGAUCGAGAGUGGCGAGCAAUAGUCCAUGAAGGCUUCCCAAGCCCCAGAGCUCAUUGUGACAUUCCUGUUGCACUGCUCUGUUUAUAACCUGUCCAGUCACCAGUACAAAUGGCAAAGGCGGUUGCCUUUUACACCAUGAAAGUUCACCAAGCUGCUGGAGGUGCAGCAUAAUUUCUUGGACACUUGGAAAUGAUCCACUGAAUGUUGAUUCUUAGAGUACAUAGUUCCUCAUUGUUGAAUAUACCUCACCCUGGUGUUUAGAUAUCCCACUGUCUGGCUGCUGUACUUUUUAAACAGAGGAAUGGGGUGGGAUUGGGGGUGGGGUUGUGGGAGGCAGGGGUGUUGCCCAAUUUGUGCUGAGUUUUGGAAAUUUAUUAAACAAAUUCCCUGCAAAUUAUUUAAAACUGUUGACUUUUUUUUAUUAUGGGAUCUUUCUAAACAAUACCUUUUCAAAUACCAGGGUGAGGUCUGUGUUAUGGAACCUAAUCAAUGCUGAUUUUUGCAGCAGUUCUGAAGGUUUAUCCAUAUUCAGUCAAGGAUUAGUUGGGGAAGGCUUUUAAAAUAAAACAAGGUAUGUGAACUGAUGACAGCCUCGGGGACUGUACACCAGUGGGUGAAAGUGUGCACCAGUAAGACGUAAUAAAAGUAGUGGUUAACACGG